GUAAGAGGGCUGAAGAUUGAUAUACAUAAAAGUACUCUCUUUUUAUCAGAUAAAUCGAUACGUUAAGAGGGGUACAAUGCGAUUUUGGAAUGUAACUUAACAGGUACCUACCCUAAGCAUAAUGUUACAGGAGGCUAUUUCCAAAUGGAGGUACAGACAAUACUUGUACUGCAUAGCUGCGUUGCUGUCAUUUACCGCCUCUGAAAUCCAUGGGACAUGGAGUUCUCCCUUCAUCCCUGAACUGGAGUCUGAAAAUUCGCCCAUUGGCGUACAACUAGCCACCAUGGAAUCUGCUCUAGUUGUAAGUCUUUAUAACUUGGGUUUAUUUGUGGGAAGCGUUAUUACACUACCUGCAUACGAUAUUUUUGGUAGGAAAAUAAUGUUUGCUGUCGCAAAUGGAUUAAAUUUAAUCUCUUGGGUUUUUAUAUUCUUUGCUCGUGCUCCAAUUACGUUAUAUAUUGGAAGGAUUAUUGCUGGAAUGGGAGCAGUUAUAUGUAUGCAUGUUUCACCAAUGUACCUUGGUGAAAUUUCGGACAACGAUAAUCGAGGCAAGUUGGGAUUUUUUUAUUCUAUUUCAAGUAGUUGUGGAUCUGUUAUCGGAUUGAUAAUAGGUCCGUAUGUAUCCUACAGGACUUUCGCAAUCAUGGCAUUCUGUGUGGUAUUAAUUGCAAUUGCAUGCCUUCUACUAAUUCCGGAAACGCCCUAUUUCCUCAUUAAAAAGCACAAGCAUGAAGAGGCAGAAAAAGUAAUAUGGAAACUUGCAAGCAAUUCCUCUGACAAAGAAUUUGUGAAAAAGAGACUGGAGGAAAUCACUGAGUCUGUACAGAAGGAUAUGCUGAACAAAACGUCGAUAAAGGAACUUCUUUGCAGUGGAAAAUAUACAAGGCCUCUACUGCUCCAUGUUGGUUUAAAUUUCCUUUUCUUCAUGUCGGGUAUCGCGAUCGUCAGAUCAUAUUUGCAAACAAUACUCAACACAAUCGAAAGCCCAAUAUCAUCCAAUCUUUCAAGUUUAAUUUUCGGAGUAGCUAGCAUUAUUUCUGUACUCAUUUCUGGUCAAGUGGUGGAUCGAUUGGGAAGGAAGCCUCUCUUGCUUACUUCCUGCAUCGUCAGUGCGAUUUCUAUGUGUUCUCUCGGGGCGUACUUUUACAUUAACGACACUAAAUCUUUUGAUAUGCAUGCGGUGACAUGGUUACCAUUGGCCAUUCUAAUCGUCUAUCAAAUAUUCAUUGCCAUUGGUAUCAAUUCCGUACCUCAAGUGAUUGUUUCCGAACUGUAUCCAAUGAACGUCAAAGGUAUUGCGAUAGGAACAAUCGGAACACUGCUUAAUCCUUUGAGUGUAAUCGCUCAAAUGACCUACGAACCUCUGAACGAUUGGUUGGGAUUGUAUGGUUCGUUUUGGAUGUACUCUGCAUGCUGUAUUUUCGGUAUUUUCUUUACAAUAUUCUGUUUACCUGAAACAAGAGGAAAAUCUUUUCAACAAAUACAAAUGGAAAUCAACAAGAAAUGGGUGGAGACUGAUGACGCUAAGUAACAGUGAGGAAUUUUGUUCGAGUUAAACUUUAACCAAAGCAUAAUUUAUGUAAAAAGUAAAAUGUUAAUGGCAAAAGCAG
This is a messenger RNA of Agrilus planipennis (emerald ash borer), 1610 nucleotides long. RefSeq names its product facilitated trehalose transporter Tret1-like. Gene Ontology annotation, molecular function: transmembrane transporter activity. Gene Ontology annotation, biological process: transmembrane transport. NCBI's taxonomy places the organism in Eukaryota, Metazoa, Arthropoda, Insecta, Coleoptera, Buprestidae. Gene Ontology annotation, cellular component: membrane. The transcript is spliced from 7 exons. The record is from RefSeq and is a predicted model, not a curated record. The coding region runs from base 122 to 1531 and encodes 469 amino acids.